This is a messenger RNA of Bursaphelenchus okinawaensis, 2594 nucleotides long. The record is from the annotation of a GenBank genome assembly. NCBI's taxonomy places the organism in Eukaryota, Metazoa, Nematoda, Chromadorea, Rhabditida, Aphelenchoididae.
AUGGAGUCGUUUAACAGUGAUACGGAGCCAUGGGUAGACUUCGAAGAUAUGGUGUUCGAUUGGGAUCGGAACGAGAAAUAUCGAAGAGCCAUCGAAAUUGUUGUAGCCAAAGCCCAAAAAGAACAGCAAGAGGCUCGUGUCGUUGAUAUUGGUAUGGUUUUUACUUGAUCUUUGUAAUUUUUAGGUAAUAUGCUUCUGAAUUAGUGUUUAGAUCUUAUUUUAGAUCUAACACUUGUAUGUAAAUUUGUUUUGAUAUUAAACAGGGAGGUUACGUUAAUUUUCUUUGAUUUUAGGAUCAGGAUCAGGUUUACUAUCAUUUUAUGCUGCAUCAGCAGGAGCUUCAAGUGUCUUGGCAGUUGAAGCAGACCCGAAGAUAUUCAGAACAAGCAUUGAGAUAGCUAAAAGGAACGAGAUUGAAGAUAAAAUUGAGUUUGUCAACAAUCAUUCGACAAAUGUCAGUAAGUAUUUUAUUUUUUGGUGGUUUUCAUGUUUAGGUACGAAGUUUCAAAUUAGUAAAAAAUAUGAGAAUAGAAAGUAAUGUCUUAGCUCUCGGAAAAGUGAGCUAAUUAGUUCUGGUUAUAACUGCUCUUGAGAUAUCAUUAGAUGAUUAGUAAUUUAGGUUUCUUUUGUGACUUAACCUAGAGGAUCUACAGCUCAAGACAAUGUUUAUGUAUUAAGAGGUUGGGAUCUAUUCUUUAAAUUCUAAAAUAUUAUUUUAGCCGUGGAGGAAAAGUCAAACGUACUGGUGUCAGAGAUGGUCGACUCUGAACUUAUUGGUGAGAACCUGAUUCCAACUUACCGGCAUGCUGUACAAAACUUGUUAGUGCCAAACCCUUAUGCAGUACCAGCCAAAGCCAACGUGUAUAUAGUGCCAGUUCAGAGCCAUUUCCUGAGGGAAUGCUCUCGAAUGCCAGAUAUUCUGCGACGAAAGUGUAACGGUACUCUACGAGGAAUAGAUGGACAAUGGGCCGAGUUAUCAGAUGAUAUGAUUUGGGGAUGCGACAAAGUAUUGGUCAAGUCUUUUGAUCUUGUCAGUUUGGAUUCGUUGUCAGCGUCAUUUGGAACGAUAGUCGAGAUGGAGAUAACGAACGAUCGGAUCAGGCAGGUCGAUGGAGUUUUAUUCUUCUGGGAGUUGGAUAUGACUGGCGAUGGGUCGAUUAUUAUCAGCACGGAGCCGGGUAAUUCAGCGGUGAGUAUCAGGGCUUAUUUUUAGUGCUAUUUGGUAAUUUAGGGAUGAUUAUUAAAGCUCCUAUUAAGUUAUUUAGAAUCUUAUGAAGAAUUUUAUGUACAGCAUGGUUACGUUUGCUGGCAUUUUAUUUUUAUGGCAUUUUUUAAGUUAAAACAAGAUAAUGGCAUAUUGUUUUAGUGGAGAAAUCACUGGUUGCCAAUGAUGUUCGCCUUCCCUAGAUCAUAUCCAGUAAAACUGAAUCAAAUGGUUAAAAUUGGUAGUUAUCACGACACAGUAUCAUUCUGGUUCAGAUUCGUCGAUAAUGAAGAUAUCGUAUACGAGAAUAAACGAACAGAAUGCGAUUGUAAUUGGCAUUCAAGUGCACCAGCUUCCUCGUUCUACAGGUUUAACCAAUACGAACAUCUGGACUUUACUGAAUGGGCUUCUAGGGUAAGAUAUUAUAUGUUAUCGUGGUUUAGGGGGUUUUUGAGAGCAAUUUGAUAACUUUUUGUUACAUUAUCUUUAAUUUGACUCAUUACUACAUUUUAGAUUUGCAAAGACUAUACUAAUCAAAUUACUUUAGAUUUGCAAAGACAGGAACGCCCUAAUCCUCGGCAGUCACUCCAUCCUAACAGCCUUCAUCUUACACUCGGUGAACAGUGUGGCUCAAGUGGAUUCAGAUCACAGAUUCAGGAGCAAAUUCCUUCGAACAGUCGAGAGGACGAACCCUGACAGAUUGACAAUCGACGAGUUGAUUUGUGAUGUUGAGAUGGAAGGCCUUGAGUUGGUAAUGUUCGACUUGAACUCGGCGCCAACGAACUCUCCGUUUGAAUUUGUGGAAGACUUUUGGAGGAUCAGAGAACUUUACCCAAGGCUAAAGGCUUAUCCAAAGGUGGGUUUUAAGGGGUUUUUUGAUUUUUCUUUAUUGGAAUGUUAAAAGCCAAGAAAUUAUUCAAUGCAUUACGUUACCUUUAUCUUUCAGAACAUGUUCUUCCAAGCCACCCAAGUCAAACUCGGCGAGCUCGUCAAACGACGUGCCAUGUACACAAAAGUCGACGAAUUCGACUACACUGACUUUGCACACCUCGCCAGCCCCUUCCCCACGAUCUACGACUAUCAACUGGAACUCUUACCCAUGUGGGAGUACGAAAGCCACAUCCUCAAAACCACCACAAUAUUCUCGAUGGACGAACAGAAUCACAAGCCCGAGAUCAGAAUGAAAUUCGAAACUGAAACCGACGCCGUCAUCUUCUGGUGGUCCACGAGCAAAAAGCAUGACAUGUCGGGCAAUUUCGAUGCUGAAGGACGGUGGAGGCGGGGCACACAACAGUGGAUCUACUUUAGAAGAGGUGAUAAUGCCAAGAAUCUCAACUUCUUCUUUGAUUUCCGUGGAUGGUCGUUCAAGAUCGAGGAAUGCAUUUACUGA